CACGGUAUUUUGCUGUUGCACAAUAGGAUUGUAACUCAAUUGCAUGCGCUCUUUAUUUUGCCAACGAAAUAACGGUUCCCAAUAUUUGUGUGAUUAGAAAGCACAGCCUACAGUUGUGAAAACGUAAAAUUAACAAUCCUCUCUAUAUUUCAAUCAAAAGAUUGUCACAUAUCAGCCACAAAAUGGCCGUUCGUGCACAGUUUGAAAACAGCAAUGAAAUCGGAGUGUUUGCCAAAUUGACAAAUGCGUAUUGCUUGGCAGCAAUUGGAGCUUCAGAAACAUUUUACAGUGUGUUUGAAGGAGAGCUCGCAGAUGUUAUUCCUGUUGUUCAUACUUCAAUUGCAGGAUGCCGCAUCGUUGGGAGAUUAUGCGUGGGCAACAGACAUGGACUCUUGGUUCCAAACAGCACAACAGAUCAAGAGCUGCAGCACUUAAGAAACUCACUGCCGGAUUCUGUUGCACUUCAGAGAGUAGAAGAGAAGCUGUCGGCCUUAGGGAAUGUCAUUUGCUGCAACGACUACGUAGCAUUGGUAAAUCCUGACUUAGACAGGGAGACAGAGGAAAUUCUCACUGACGUUUUGAAGGUUGAAGUUUUCCGACAAAUGGUCGCAGAAAAUGUCUUGGUCGGCAGCUACUGUAUUUUUAGCAACAGAGGUGGCCUGGUUCAUCCCAAAACUAAAAUUGAAGACCAGGAUGAGCUGUCGUCUCUUUUACAAGUUCCUCUCGUUGCAGGUACAGUAAACAGAGGCAGUGAUGUUAUUGGAGGCGGGAUGGUCGUGAACGAUUGGUGUGCAUUCUGUGGUCUGGACACAACGAGUACUGAACUUUCAGUGGUAGAAAACGUCUUCAAGUUGUCAGAUGCCCAGCCUAGUCACAUUGCCUCAACGAUGAGAGAGACUCUUGUAGACAGCCUUGCUUAAAAUGGUCAAGUUGGAAAAGCUUGUUAAAGAAGCAAAUAUUUGGAGCUGCCGUUGACGUCUCAACUUCCAAGACCCAACCCAAACCACUGAAUCCUUUCCUUGCAGAGGGUUUCAAAUGACAUCACAGUCAGCUCAUUAAAUUUAAUUGCACGCUGCUAGGCUUCCUCAUUGGAAUGGAUAUUGCACUUAAAAAACUGUUGUUAUGUUUCACUAACCCUUAUUCUCCACUAUUUGUUAUGUUUCACUCAGAAAUAAAACUAGACUAACGGAAGACGGAAAUGAAACUCAUGUUGGGAAACUGAAUUAUAGUUUCAACUCAUUUUAGAAAAAGGUUUCUUACCUCAGUAAAUCAAUGAACAUACGAGUUAAGAACGUUAUGUGGUGCGAGCAACGCCCUUGAGUCAUCUGCACCAGUCCAAUGGGCAUAGGGUGUUUUAUAGGGGGCUAAAACAAUGAGGUCGUAGUGUGUUUCCUGAGCUACAGAAAAGGGCUCCACAACACUGUAUUUUUUGUUUCAAAAGAAAUUAUUUAUGUGUCCUCGAUGAGCACAGAAGCAGCUUGUUUUUUUCGAAUUUUCCGAAGCAGACACAACUUUCUCCCUCCAGAAAUCAAAAACUAAAUCCCACUGCUUUGAACGAACAAUUACUUGUUAAAUGUAACAAGCUUAAUGGGAAGGUAUAUGUUUGGUCAUCUCUCUUAAAAUUUAAUUACAAAAACCUUUUUGUAAGAAGCCUACAUCAGCUUUCGAUAGUAUUAAGAAUGUACAGAAACUUUUCACUUCGAAGUAUAGUGGUUCCGUUUUGUAAAAAGAUAUGAGCUUUUUAAGCCCUCAUAUUUGAUUCUGAUUCAGAUGGUGUAUUCCUUUAGGGAUUAGCAGACAAUUGUUUUAAAAGUACUAUUUUUGGCUUAAAGGCAGUGGACACUUUUGGUAAUUACUCAAAAUAAUU
This is a messenger RNA of Asterias rubens (European starfish), 1867 nucleotides long. Its product is annotated as eukaryotic translation initiation factor 6. Gene Ontology annotation, cellular component: cytosol; nucleolus; preribosome, large subunit precursor. Gene Ontology annotation, biological process: cytosolic ribosome assembly; maturation of 5.8S rRNA; ribosomal subunit export from nucleus. The record is from RefSeq and is a predicted model, not a curated record. The coding region runs from base 183 to 920 and encodes 245 amino acids. The transcript is spliced from 7 exons. Gene Ontology annotation, molecular function: ribosomal large subunit binding. NCBI's taxonomy places the organism in Eukaryota, Metazoa, Echinodermata, Asteroidea, Forcipulatida, Asteriidae.